Messenger RNA from Soboliphyme baturini, 503 nucleotides. NCBI's taxonomy places the organism in Eukaryota, Metazoa, Nematoda, Enoplea, Dioctophymatida, Soboliphymatidae. The record is from the annotation of a GenBank genome assembly.
AUGUGGCUCGGCGAGGGUAAUUCCAAUUCGUGCUUGCCGACUUUCGCAGUUGUUAGCGAGUUAGCGAAGGACCGGCUCACAAGCGGCGAUAUAAUAUUUUCCGCGCUGGAUUUCUGGACCGUAAAAAACGUCACCGGUCGUCUUCUGGUUGGCUUACGUUGGAGGAAUUACGUGGAUGAAGAUGGAAGCAGCCAUUGGCAAUUCGAGUCCAAAAACACGAAGACAGAACAAAAUGUCGUUGAAACUCAAAUAUUUUGGUUCGUCUUGAUUUUUUUCCCAAUGCUUUGGACCAUAUUCUCUCUCGUCGCUUUCCUGACCCUAAAAUGGACUUGGCUGGUGGUCGUACUUUUCGCCACAGCCAUGACCGGUUCUAACCUUUAUGGGUAUUUACGCUGUAAGUGGCAUUCGCGUCAAGAACUACGUUCGUACGUUUCACAGAACCUGCUCUGGAAGGUAAACGGUUUAAUAUAUGCGGCAAUGAAUUCUGAAAGCGAUCCGUGAUG